AACAAGCAAACGUCAUACCACGGAUGUAAACAAACACGUCGACUGUUUUUCUUGCGAUCCUGUUUCCUGCGUACAAAUUUAUCACCGGUCUUAUUGGGGCUUGAUUUAUUUUAUCCCGAGCAUGGACACGGUAGCAACGAUGCGAGCAGACAACGCCAGCCUGCGCAAGAUUCAAUCGAAGCUCGUGCAGUGGGAGUUAAAGGAAAAUCCGCUCGCUCCACUCAGUGCCACGCAAUCGGAUUUCAUCAAUCGUCUAACCGAUCUGGCCAGUGGCAACAUACCACCGGCAGCGAACGCACCAUCGGCCGAUAGUAAAGAGCACACAGCGGACGAGGAACUGCCGGCGUCACUGGAACAGUUCAAACAGUCUGCCUGCGUUAUCGAUUCUACGCAAAAUUUCCUUUCCUGGUACAACUCGAUCGAUGCCGAAAUUCUCGAACACUUUGACGAUGUGUACCUGGAGUACUACGAACAGCUGCGGGCGCGUACCAGCGAAUGCGACCAGAUGCUGCAGGAGAUCGACGUUUCGCUCGAUUCGCUGCGCCAGCUUACGCAGGAGUUUCACUUUGUGUCGGAAAAAACGUCCUCCCUGCAUCAGGCGAGUGAAAGUUUGCUGCAGGAUCAAACGCGCCUCAGCAAUACGGGUGACGAGAUUAAGAAGCGUCUGAAGUACUUUACCCAGGCGGAAAGCAUAUCUCAACGGUUGCACAACCCAACGUUUUCCGUGUCGAACGAUACGUUUGUGGAUAUGCUGAAUACGAUCGACGAUUGUCUCGAGUAUAUGCGUGUGAACCCUACAUUUAGUGAGGCAUCUGCGUACGCGGUAAAGUACCGUACAUGUCUCGCCAAAGCUACGCAGAUGAUGAAGGCGUACGUGUUCGGGAUCCUAUCGAACGCUACCGCACAGGUGCUCGCUCCCAAAGGGUCCGGUGCACCGCGAUCGCUCGAGGCGCUCGAUCAACCGAAAAUUGGCGAUCCAACAGCGGAUGCAGCGUUUGUGCUGUUUUAUGGCAAAUUUCAAGCAUCUUCACCGCGCGUCAAACGUAUCACCGGCCUGAUUGAGGAUCGUCUCGAUCGUAGCCCAGAUUACGAACUGUUGCUGGGUGAGCUGCAUCAAAACUAUCUUACCCAGCGAGCCACGAUCAUGAGAUCGGGCGUUGAUCAAGCUAUAAAAGAUUUGGCAAAGAAGCAUAAAGGUGAUCACUGUGCGCUGGUACGCUCGGCCUGUGCCUUUAUGAUACACAUCUGCCAGGACGAACAUAGGUUGUUUUAUCAAUUUUUCGCCAAACAAAGCGCCCAACUGAACAUCUAUAUGGAAGGUUUGUGCACCAUUCUCUACGACACCCUGCGACCCUACAUCAUUCGGAUCGACCAUCUCGAAACGCUGGCCGAAAUAUGUAGCAUUCUGAAGGUGGAAAUGUUAGACGAACACGUGGCGUACUGCCCCGAACCGCUGGAAGCAUUCGCCAAGAUUGUCUACCAACUGCUGCAAGAUGUGCAGGAACGGAUCGGUUUUCGGGCACAAAACUAUCUCGAGUCGGAUAUCCGCAACUAUCGCCCCUCGGCGGGUGAUCUCGCCUACCCGGAAAAGCUGGAAAUGAUGGAAAGCAUUGCCCUGUCGCUGCAGGAAAAUCAGUACGCACAGCAUCAGCUACGGCGGGUCGAUUCGCGUAGCUCUAUCGUGUCCGGAAUGUCACUCGCAUCGCUCGAAACGGCACAAACCACAACCGAUCCGGCCGUGAAAGUGCGGUCGGGCAAUUCUCCCGCCGACAUGCACGGCAUGUGGUACCCGACCGUGCGCCGUACGCUGGUGUGCCUUUCGCGGCUCUAUCGCUGCAUUGACAAAUCCAUCUUCCAGAGCCUUUCCCAGCAAGCGCUGACCCAUUGCAUUUACAGUGUCUCAACGGCAGCCAGCCAGAUCGCGCAGAACCGCACGACGAUCGAUGGUGAGCUGUUUGAAAUUAAGCAUCUGCUUAUCCUGCGCGAACAGAUUGCACCGUUCCGGGUGGAUUUUACCGCGAAGGAAACGAGCCUUGACUUUAGCAAGGUGCGUACGGCCGCCUACGAGCUGCUGCAGAAACGGAAGCAGCUGUUUUCACUCGGUUCGAACAAUGCGUUGCUUGAGUUUCUGCUCGAUGGUACGCCGCAGGUACGGGAGCAGCUGCUCGAUUCGCGCAAGGAUGUGGAUCGUCAGCUGAAGCUGGUAUGUGAAACGUUUAUAAAGGAUGCAACGAAACAACUGGUAGGUCCGGUGCUAGCGUUCAUCGAUGCGGCACAGAACCAUCUCCGCAAUCAGCCCGGUGGUGGAAAGACAGCGGCAGUGGCGCAGGGUGGAUCUGGCGCAGCUACAGCUCCGGCGAGCGGACAAAGUACGGGUAUGGCGUUGCGAAUGGCACCAUUCGCUGCACCGCAACAGAUAAGCUCCAUCAUACAGGAGUGUUUGAGAAACAUUAAAUCGAAAUUGGCUGGAUUGCAACGUUCGAUGCAGCUGUACCUCGCCAAUAAGGAUACGGAAUUCAUUCUCUUCCGGCCGAUUCGGAACAACAUCAUCGGCUCAUUCGUCAAGCUAGAACAGAUUCUGAUGCUCAACGCUUACACAAAGGAUGAUCUAACAAUCGUAAGCUGCCCAUCGGCGGAACAGAUUUCUGUGCUGCUGUCGAGCGUUAAUCUUGCCGGUGGAUUAGCGGCCGAACCGCCGGUACCUUCGUUCGGUAGUAAAGCACAACCGUCGCGAAAAAUCAGCACCAGCUCGUCGAUCGGUAGCAGCAGUGCCGGGGAAACGCAACCACUGAAAGCUCCAAUCGAAAAGAAGGUUAGCUUCGAUAGUGGAGCAAACACGGUGGUCGAAAUUGAACGAAUCGAAGAGCCGGUGGUAGAAAAGGGAGAGGAAGUGGUAGUUACAGAAGCACACGAACUAGCAUCUAAACAGCCGGACCAGGAGGAAAGUCAGGUUGUUUAGACAAAGUUGCAUCGCUUGCAAUAUGCACAUUAUUCCAAAAGUGAAUUAUCUUUAUCGUACUAAUAUUGUUUACACGGUUUGCCCUGGAAAAUUAACAUUAUUCAAGUUCAACAUUGCCUUUUUAAUAUAAUGUCAAUAAAAGUAUUAUUGUAAUUGUUGAUAAACCAAAAAA
Messenger RNA from Anopheles stephensi (Asian malaria mosquito), 3131 nucleotides. It is a transcript of the gene Cog3, whose product is annotated as conserved oligomeric Golgi complex subunit 3. NCBI's taxonomy places the organism in Eukaryota, Metazoa, Arthropoda, Insecta, Diptera, Culicidae. Gene Ontology annotation, biological process: intra-Golgi vesicle-mediated transport; intracellular protein transport; Golgi organization. The record is from RefSeq and is a predicted model, not a curated record. Gene Ontology annotation, cellular component: cis-Golgi network; COG complex; membrane. The transcript has 7 exons. Bases 122 to 2959 code for a protein of 945 amino acids.